AUGGCGUCCCAGCCGAAUUCCUCCGCGAAGAAGAAAGAGGAAAAGGGGAAGAACAUCCAGGUGGUGGUGAGAUGCAGACCAUUUAAUUUGGCAGAGCGGAAAGCUAGCGCCCAUUCUGUAGUGGAAUGUGAUCACGUACGAAAAGAAGUUAGUGUACGAACUGGAGGAUUGGCCGACAAGAGCUCAAGGAAAACAUAUACUUUUGAUAUGGUUUUUGGAGCGUCUACUAAACAAAUUGAUGUUUACCGAAGUGUUGUUUGUCCAAUUCUGGAUGAAGUUAUUAUGGGUUACAAUUGCACUAUUUUUGCAUACGGCCAAACUGGCACUGGAAAAACCUUUACAAUGGAAGGUGAGAGGUCACCUAAUGAAGAGUACACUUGGGAGGAGGAUCCCUUGGCUGGUAUAAUUCCACGUACUCUGCAUCAAAUUUUUGAGAAACUUACUGAUAAUGGUACUGAAUUUUCAGUCAAAGUGUCUCUGUUGGAAAUCUAUAAUGAAGAACUUUUUGAUCUCCUUAAUCCAUCUUCUGAUGUUUCUGAGAGACUACAGAUGUUUGAUGAUCCCCGUAACAAGAGGGGGGUGAUAAUCAAAGGUUUAGAAGAAAUUACAGUGCACAACAAGGAUGAAGUCUAUCAAAUUUUGGAGAAGGGGGCAGCAAAAAGGACAACUGCAGCAACUUUGAUGAAUGCAUAUUCUAGUCGUUCCCACUCAGUUUUCUCUGUUACGAUACAUAUGAAAGAAACUACAAUUGAUGGAGAGGAGCUUGUUAAAAUUGGAAAGUUGAACUUGGUUGAUCUUGCGGGAAGUGAGAACAUUGGCCGUUCUGGAGCAGUUGACAAGAGAGCUCGGGAAGCUGGAAAUAUCAAUCAGUCCCUGUUGACUUUGGGAAGGGUUAUUACUGCUCUUGUAGAAAGAACACCUCAUGUUCCUUAUCGAGAAUCUAAAUUAACUAGAAUCCUCCAGGAUUCCCUUGGGGGGCGUACAAGAACAUCUAUAAUUGCAACGAUUUCUCCUGCAUCCCUCAAUCUUGAGGAAACUCUGAGUACAUUGGAAUAUGCUCAUAGAGCAAAGAACAUACUAAAUAAGCCUGAAGUUAACCAGAAACUCACCAAAAGAGCUCUUAUUAAGGAAUAUACAGAAGAGAUAGAGCGUCUGAAACGAGAUCUUGCUGCAGCCCGUGAGAAAAAUGGGGUAUACAUUUCUGAAGAAAAUUUUAGAGCCAUGAGUGGAAAACUAACUGUUCAAGAAGAACAGAUUGUAGAAUUGAUUGAAAAAAUUGGUGCCGUUGAGGAGGAGCUAAGUAGGGUUACGGAGUUGUUUAUGGAUAAUAAAAAUGAACUUGACCAAUGUAAAUCUGACCUGCAAAAUAAGACACAGGAACUUGAAACCACUCAAAAACAUUUACAAGAAACGAAAUUACAACUUGUUGAAGAAGAGUAUAUUACAUCAGCUUUGGAAAGUACUGAGGAGAAACUUCAUGAUGCUGCCAGCAGGUUGCUUACCACAGUUGAAGAAACUACAAAAGAUGUAUCUGGUCUCCAUUCAAAACUGGAUCGUAAGAAGGCAAUUGAUCAGCACAAUGCAGAAGCUCAGGAUGUUUUUGGCAAAAACCUGAAUGGUCUGUUUAACAGGAUGGAAGAAUUAAUUAAGGAUAGCAGCUCAAAACAAAAGGUCAUGCUAGAAGUUCACAAGACUUUGUUUGGUAACCUGCUGUCUUCCAGUGUCUCUGCAUUAGACACAAUUACUACAACAGCACUGGGAUCGCUCACAUCUGUUCCAGAAAAUGUGUCUACACGUGUUUCUCAGAUUUCUAAUAUGAUAUUAAAAGAACAAUCAUUAGCAGCAGAAAGUAAAACUGUACUUCAAACAUUGAUUGAUGUACUUAAGACUGACCUUCUAAGUUCACUGGAAACAACUUUAUCCCCCACUGUGGUGUCUAUACUGAAAAUCAACAGUCAACUGAAGCAUAUUUUCAAGACUUCAUUGACAGUGGCUAGUAAGAUAGAAGAUCAGAAAAAGGAAAUGGAUGGCUUUCUCAGUAUGCUGUGUAACAGUCUACAUGAACUACAAGAAAAUACGAUUUCAUCCUUGGCUGAAUCACAGAAGCUAUGUGAAAACUUAACUGAAGACCUGAAGACAAUAAAAAAAAUCCAUUCACAGGAACUUGACCAGCUAAUCAGUCUUUGGGCAGAGAGAUUCUGUGCCUUGGAGGAAAAGUGUGAAAACAUCCAGAAACCACUCAGUAGUGUCCAAGAAAAUACAGAACAGAAAUCUAAGGAUAUAAUCAGCAAAACAACCUCAUAUAAUACACAAUUUUGUGCUGAUUGUGAUGGCUUAUCACAGGAACUCAGACAUUUUAACCAAGAAGGUACAAAACUGGUUGAAGAGUCUGUGAAACACUGUGAUAAACUUAAUAGCAGCCUGGAACUAGUAUCUCAAGAGACUGAACAGAGAUGUGAGGCUCUGAACAAAAGCACACUUUCUUUUUCUGAACAGUGGGUAUCUUGCUUAAAUAUAAGGGAAGAAGAACUUCAGAACUUACUGGAGGUUGUAAACCAAGGUUGUGAGGCUUCAAGUUCAGAGAUUACUGAAAAAUUAAAUGAACAUAAAGCAGCUAAUGAGAACCAGCAUAAUAUGUUUUUUGAUCAGAUAACUACUGAUGAAGAAAAAUUAAUGGCACAAAGUCUAGAAUUUAAUGAAACCAUAAAAAUUGGUUUGACUAAGCUUAAUUGCUUUCUACAACAGGAUCUGAAAUUGGAUAUCCCAACAGGUAUGACACCACAGAGGAAAAAUUACUUAUACCCAUCAACCCUGGUGAGAACUGAACCACGUGAACAGCUCCUUGAUCAGUUGAAAAGGAGGCAACCUGAGCUGUUAAUGAUGCUAAACUGUUCAGAAAACAACAAGGAAGAGAUCAGUCAGGACUUGGAUGAAGAAAAGUCAGUUCUAGGGCACUCAAUAGAAGAACCUCCAAGUCAAGAGCCAUCUAUAGAUGCUAGUGUGGAUUGUUCAUCAAGUGGUGGGAUUCCGUUUUUCCAGCAUAAAAAAUCACAUGGAAAAGACAAAGAAAACAGGGGCAUUAAUUCAGUGGAGAGGUCUAAAGUGGAAGAAACUACAGAGCAUUCUGUUACAAGGAGCAGAUUACCUCUACGAGCCCAGAUAAAUCUUUAG
Molecule: messenger RNA, 3171 nt
Organism: Puma concolor (puma)
Lineage: Eukaryota; Metazoa; Chordata; Mammalia; Carnivora; Felidae
Gene: KIF11
Product: kinesin family member 11
Biological process (GO): mitotic spindle assembly; microtubule-based movement; spindle elongation
Cellular component (GO): spindle microtubule; nucleus; mitotic spindle
Molecular function (GO): ATP binding; plus-end-directed microtubule motor activity; microtubule binding
Source: RefSeq, a predicted model, not a curated record